Messenger RNA from Debaryomyces tyrocola, 1086 nucleotides. The record is from the annotation of a GenBank genome assembly. NCBI's taxonomy places the organism in Eukaryota, Fungi, Ascomycota, Pichiomycetes, Serinales, Debaryomycetaceae.
AUGACAAACUCUACUGAGAUAGUUAUAGUGGGAGCUGGUGUUGUAGGGCUAUCAACAGCAUUGGCCAUAAGUGAGAAUCAGCCAAAUCGUCAUAGAAUAACCAUUAUUGCAGAUCAUUUUCCUGAUGACGCAAUAUAUGAACCUGAAUAUACCUCACCUUGGGCAGGAGCCCAUUUUAGGCCGUUUCCAAGUAAGAAUGAACAAGAAGCAAGGGAAUGUAAAUUGACUAGAAUAACACAAGCUUAUUUCAAAGAUUUAGCUAGAACAAAUCCAGAGUCAUCAAUAAAAUUUGUCAAAGGGAUUGAAUAUUUCGAAGAACCGGAUUCUUUCUAUAGAAACGUUUCAAAAGGCUACAGGGAAGGAGUUGAUAACUUUGAGGUGUUAAACAAAAAUCAAUUACCUGAUGGAGUUGAGAUGGGGACUUCCUAUGAUACAUGGGUGCUCAAUGCUCCAAUGUAUAUUCAAUUUUUGCAAAGAAAAUUGCGGUUUGAAUAUGAUAUCAAGUUUUUGAAAAGGAGAAUAGAUUCCUUGGAAGAAGUUAACAAAUAUGUUAAGAAAAACCCAAUUAUAAUCAAUUGUUCAGGUCGAGGUUUAAAAUAUGAAGGUGGUUACGAUGAAGAUAGUUUUCCGAUUAGAGGGCAAACUUUAUUGGUAAAUCCACCUAAUGAGAAUCCAUAUACUGAAAAGACCAUAACCCAUCAACUGAGCAACGGAUCAUGGACGUUUUGUAUAAAUCGGCCAUUGAAUGGGGGUACAAUUGUUGGCGGUACUAAACAGGUUAAUGAUUUUACAGAUGUUCCAAAAGAUGAAGACACCAAGGAAUUAAUUAGUAGAGGCAGUAAAUUAUUUCCAGAAUUAAUGAAAGUAGAUAAAAACGGAAAGAAAUAUUUUGAUAUUGUAAGAAUUAAUGUGGGAUUCAGACCGGCCAGGAAGACUGGUUUAAAUCUUACGAUUCAGAAGCAUGCUGAGAACAUUAUCAUCAAUGCUUAUGGCGCUGGUGGAAUGGGUUACGAAUUAUCGUAUGGGAUCGGUUUUACAGUUAAUCAGAAGUUGGCGAAUAUUUUGCAGUCGAAGUCAAAAUUAUAA